CUGGGUUCUACAUAGAGAGGGUUAAUACGGGCAGCAGAAGCAGCAGACACCUCAGUGUAUAGGGAAGGGGAGGGAGCGCACUGCUGUACACAGAUCAUGUGACUGGGGACAACAAAGCUGUGCAGUGUAUACAGGGCGCACUUCCCGCACAGGACAGGACGGGCAGGCGGCAGCGGGCGUGGAGGAAGGAGAAGCCGAAAAGAAAGUGAAGGAGGCGCUGAGAGUGUGGGAGGAAAGGAGCGCAGGGUGGAAUAGAGAGCACAUCGAGGAGGGGGUGGCCUGCCAUUCAUGCUGUAUGUAUGCUGCUGCAUGACGAGCGCUCUCUCAGGAGACCGGAGCCCACACUGAGCUGACAACAAACUGAUCUCUGACACCCGAGCCUCAGCAGCCAUGUCCCUUCCGCUGCCCACGAAAGGCUUCUACCGCCAGGACGUCAACAAGACGGUGUGGGAGGUGAAGGAGCGCUACCGGGACCUGGUGCCUGUGGGUUCCGGAGCCUAUGGCACUGUCUGCUCAUCUCUUGACAACAUAACUGGAACAAAAGUGGCCAUCAAGAAGCUUUACCGUCCUUUUCAGUCUGAGCUAUUUGCAAAACGAGCAUACAGGGAGCUCAGACUUCUGAAGCACAUGCAGCAUGAGAAUGUUAUUGGCCUACUAGAUGUGUUUACGCCUGACUUUUCACUGGAGAAAUUCACUGACUUUUACCUAGUUAUGCCUUUCAUGGGCACCGACCUCGGAAAGAUAAUGAAACAUGAGAAACUGUCAGAAGAUCGAAUUCAAUUUCUUGUAUAUCAAAUCUUGAGAGGGUUAAAGUACAUCCAUUCGGCUGGUAUAAUACACAGGGACCUGAAGCCUGGCAAUUUAGCUGUGAAUGAAGACUGUGAAUUAAAGAUCCUGGAUUUUGGGCUGGCAAGGCAUACAGACAGUGAAAUGACAGGUUAUGUGGUGACCAGAUGGUACCGAGCUCCGGAGGUGAUACUAAAUUGGAUGCACUAUACACAGACAGUGGACAUCUGGUCGGUUGGCUGUAUUAUGGCAGAGAUGUACACUGGCCGUCCUCUUUUCAAGGGUAAUGACCAUCUGGAUCAGCUGACAGAAAUCAUGAAAAUUACAGGGACACCAACUCAGGAUUUCGUGCAGAAACUUCAGAGCCCUGACGCAAAAAAUUACAUAAAGAGUCUCCCAAAAGUACAGAAGAAAGACUUUGGAUUAUUGCUGCGAUAUGCAAACCCUCUAGCUGUCAAUCUCCUGGAAAAGAUGCUGGUGCUAGAUGCAGAAAAAAGAAUAACAGCAACUCAUGCUCUAUGUCAUCCUUACUUUGAGCAGUUUCAUGAUUCCGAUGAUGAGAUGGAAGCAGAUCCUUAUGACGAUUCAUGCGAUAAUGUAGACCUUCCUCUUGACGAAUGGAAAUGUCUUACUUACAAAGAAGUGACAACAUUCCUUCCACCAGUGACUCCACCGGAGUCCAAGGAAACACCUGUAUAGGUUGCUGUAAAGCUUCAGUAUGAACAUAGAAUAUAAAUUAAGAAACAUGAACUCUGAAACUGGAUAUAUUAUGUGUUUUCAAUAAUUUGUGUCAUUGUUUUCAUUCCAUUUUGGGGAUAUAGUGCCUUUCUGUAUUUCCUUUAAGUGGGUAUUUUUGUCUUGCCUAUGUGUCUGCAGAGUGUACUGUAUCAAAGAAAAGUUUUGUGAAUAUACUACAGUAAAAUCUCCCUUAGCGGACACCUCCCGUUAGCAGACAGUUUUUAAUUUCCCGGCUGAGUCCCAUAAGACUUAAUGUAUUUGCACCCUCCGAAUAGGGGACAUUACUAAUUGCGGGCGCUGUCACACUCAGUAGGGGGCAAUAGGUCACAAAACACUCCCAUUAGGGGAAAACCAGGCUUAUGUUCAGCCCCUACCUUGAACACAGGGCCUCCGUCAGGGGGUACAGCCAAUACCCCAGUAAGGGGACCAGGCUUCCGCUGCACCCCCCUGCAGAAGCCCCAGCACAGAAGCAGGAGACCGAUGUUUAAACAUUGGUCUCCUGCUUCUGUACGUUCACCGGUCCCAUCAUUCACCACCCUCCUCCCCUGAUUCCCCCCCCCCCCCCUGCCAUUUUAUUUCCCUGUGCCAAUUCAUCCCUCCUUUAUUACCCCCACGUGCCAUUUCCUCUUGACACCCCCCCCCCCCCCACCCCCGUGCCAUUUCAUUUCCCUCUGUGCAAAUUUAUCACCCCCUCUUUACCACCACCUGUGCCAUUUUAUUCCCCUUUAUCCCCUGUGGCACUUCAUAAAGAGGGGGGUGAUGAAUUUACACAGAGGGUAAUAAAGGGGGAAUGAAAUGGCUCAGGGGGAUCAAGAGGAAAUAAUGUGGUACAGGAAGUAAGGGGGAGGGGGGGAUAAUUUGGCACAAUGCCUGGGGGGGAAAAGAUGGCACAGGGUAUAAAAGGGGGGAUGAAAUUAUAUGGGGGGGGGAUAAGGGAAGGUUAAAUGACACUGGGAGAUUUUACUGUAAUAUUGCUUUUUAUUGUGUUUUAUAGGUAAUUACACUCUCGAGAGUACAGUACAGUAUUCCGUCAUUUAGGAAGAUUUUUGAGCCUCUUUCCCAAUAAGGCGCAUCUCUCAAUAGUAAACACUUUUUUAUUCCCCGUGAGUGUCCGCUAUUGGGAGAUUCUACUGUAGUAGCAUUGAGUCAACUCUGCCAGCCUUCUGUGUUUAUAAGCAAAGUGCUUGGUGUCUGUAGCAGUGAGAUAUUGCUGGUAUACUGUACUUUUGUAGAUUUAGAUUCAGGCGAGUCCUUUCACAUUCCAAUACACUCUGCAGUAUUAUGAAUAAUAAACAUUUUAUUAAAAUGCUAACAUUUUGUCUACUGGACAGAUUUGUCCUAUUAAUUGCAGUUAUCCAGUGUGUAAGAAUUUUUAAUGCCCACACGGUUAAAAAUACACACACAAAUGUUUGUAGAAAAUUUGCCAUGGUGCGAUAAUCCCUAUUAGGCUGUCAUUUUAAAUGAAUAAUCAGAAUGUGCUUAAUUUCCCUCUUCCCACUUGACACACCCCAUGGAGCUUCCAUCUUUUAUUGUGCUCCAUGCUGCACAUAUGGCAACAGGUGCAGGGGAGUAAUCCAAGGUCAGUACAGUAAUCAUUUAAUCACCAAACAACUAGCAUUGCAUCAAAAAAAAAAAUUAUAAUAAUUAACGUUCUAUUCCUUCUUCUCUGAGAACAUUUUAACAGUGGAUAAUUAAGAGAAAGCGGCACAAAGACUAAGCCUGCUAUUUAUGGAAAUAGAGAUAGUAUAAAUUGGAAGUGGUACAGUACAAAAUAAUGCUGUGCAUGUGACCAGGGUGAAUAAUAUGUCACAUCUGAAUUCUGUUAAUAUUAAUGUGUAAUUUCACUGGAUGCAUUCGGACCAUUGUGCUGAUUGCUUUUUUUUUUAAGCUUCUAUAUUUAUCAAGGCAGUUGCAAUGCUGAUUUUUCAUGUUUCAUUCUUUGCAGUUUGGUAUGGGGAAUGUUUUAAAGCCUGUUCCUCAAAUGUGUAAAUAAAAGUGAAAGUGAAAACAUUUGUUGAAACCACUUAAAUCAUAUUGUAGAUGUGAUCCAUACUAAAAUGUCAUUUAUAUCAUUGUUUGCCUGUCUGUUUACCUUAGUCAGUAUCUUGUGGCCUGAUCACCCGGGGAGGCUGUUACAGCACCCUUCUGCCUUCUUGGUCACUUCAUUGACAAUACACCGGCUACUGUAAAUUACAUAUUUUGUCUUACGUUGAUGGCACUUGCAGUGAAGUUUAUUUUUUAUUUUUAUUUUUUUAUUGGGGACAAACAGCACAGGUGAUCAAUACUCUACCUAAUCCAUGGGUAGUUGCUAUUCCAAUUUCUAUUGUAA
Messenger RNA from Hyla sarda, 3853 nucleotides. RefSeq names its product mitogen-activated protein kinase 12 (gene MAPK12). Gene Ontology annotation, molecular function: ATP binding; MAP kinase activity. Gene Ontology annotation, biological process: MAPK cascade; protein phosphorylation. Gene Ontology annotation, cellular component: cytoplasm; nucleus. Bases 391 to 1485 code for a protein of 364 amino acids. The record is from RefSeq and is a predicted model, not a curated record. Lineage: Eukaryota; Metazoa; Chordata; Amphibia; Anura; Hylidae. The transcript is spliced from 12 exons.